GGAGUGGCCAGUUGUUCUUUCAUAACCAGACUCGGAAUAAAUAGUUGCUUCCGACCAGACUGCAAAGAUAUCCUUUUCAAAAACACAGCAUCCAGCUCUCAGCACACAAUGAUUUACAUUUCAGGACUUGUUGGCUUCCUCUUAGUCUUAACAGCUGAGGCAAGAGUUGGGAAAUCCUCUGAGUUGGACUUCUGUUCUGAGACAGAUGAGUGCUGCCUGUUUGAUCUGAUUUGUCGCACUGACGAUUACGAAGUCCGUCGCUAUGACUCUGUCAAUUGGGUUUCAACUAGCGAAACAUCCAUGAUGAUGGAAGUUGCAAAUGUGAGAUCAUUCAGACGACUUUUUGCCUACAUUAAAGAAAAUAAUGUGGAAAUGACAACUCCCGUUCUCGUCAAACUCUCGAAGAAAACGUCCAUCUGGCAAAGUAUUACCUACACAAUGAGUUUCUUGCUGCCCUCUAAACAUCAAAUGAAUCCCCCCAAACCUACUGAUGAUAAGGUCUACAUCGAGAAGAUUCCAGACAUGAAAGUGUAUGUGCGGAGCUACGGAGGAUGGAUGAUGAGCUGGAGUGAGGCAAAGGAAGCCGGCACUCUGAGCUCUGCCCUCGAUUCAGUGGGUGCACAGUACUCAAAAACCUUCCACUAUGCUGUUGGAUAUAACAGUCCAAUGACGAUGUUCAACAGGCACAAUGAGGUGUGGUACGUCGUUGAGGAUGAGCCGGUCUGUGUCAGCAGUAUCAGCAGUGAGGAAAUGGGUUAAAAAAUGAUCUUGAGCCCUGUACAAUGGCUGCUUACAGUAAACAUGGUAUAUGAAGACAUGUUGUAACUGUCAUAGAUAACAAGUAAGAACACAGGUUCAAAUUCAGUUCAUUCAGUUCUUUUGAAGAUGGUUAUAUACUCCCGUGUUGUUGUUGUUGUUGUUGUUAUUGUUUGUGGUUCUAUUCAAUAAAACUCCUCCAUUGCA
Molecule: messenger RNA, 963 nt
Organism: Pungitius pungitius (ninespine stickleback)
Lineage: Eukaryota; Metazoa; Chordata; Actinopteri; Perciformes; Gasterosteidae
Gene: soul5
Product: heme-binding protein soul5
Exons: 7
Coding region: 109-759 (216 amino acids)
Cellular component (GO): cytoplasm
Molecular function (GO): heme binding
Source: RefSeq, a predicted model, not a curated record